Messenger RNA from Triplophysa dalaica, 1732 nucleotides. RefSeq names its product caspase recruitment domain family, member 19 (gene card19). Lineage: Eukaryota; Metazoa; Chordata; Actinopteri; Cypriniformes; Nemacheilidae. The record is from RefSeq and is a predicted model, not a curated record. Bases 195 to 737 code for a protein of 180 amino acids. Gene Ontology annotation, cellular component: mitochondrion. The transcript has 6 exons.
ACUGUAAAUCUCGUUCAACUUCUGCACUAAUUAUCUGUAAAUAUAUCAUAUCUGUAUAAAAUCGGUAAAUAAUACGCAGAUUUGCUGCGUAAACUUCCGUGUUUCCGAGUCUUAGCGGAACUUCCUGUAGUUCUGACCACGCCCCUCAGUAUCAUGGGCGUGUCCAAACAACAGACAGCAGAGGAGACUUCAGAAUGGGAGAGAGCUUCUAUGAACAGCUGCGGAUAGACAGCCGGUUCUUGAAAACGGACCAGCGUUUGGACACCGAGCUGUUGGAUAAACUCAUUCUCCAGCUCAACAGAAUCUACCCACAGAUCCUAUCCGACAAGGAAGCCACCAGGUUCAGGGAUUUGGAUGUUCCUACGUGUAUCCGGGUGGCGGAGCUGCUGUCUCACCUGCAGGAGAAAGGGGAGGAGGCGUGCCGCGAGUUUUACCAUGCACUGCACCUCCACGUCGAGGACGUCUACUUCAGCUUACCCACACGCCUCCGACUCCGAGAGUCCGGCGAUCGAGUUUCAGGUCCAAUCCCAAAUCCCAAAGACAGAUAUGUGCUGAACGACCGAGGUCCUGUGUUCUUCAUAAGCUGCUUCAGCGCUGCUGUCGGAGCUGCUCUUCUGUAUUAUUAUGGUGAGUCCAAGGAGGUGUCGGGUUCAAGCAGUGCACUCGGUCUGGCUGCUCUGGGGCUGAGUAGAAAGGUGCGAGAUGUUCUCAUCUGGUACACAGAAGAUGGAAAAUAAUACAUAUAUACUUUUCAUAUAUAUAUAAUCACAUAUAUUCUUUUUUGGUGCCUUAAAAAUUAUUUUGACACGCUACACCAAUAUCACAAAACAGCUCAACUUCAAAAUGUUGUAAAAAGAUAUGUCGUAGUUUGUUAAGUAGUUAUUGAAGUCGGCAAAACUCCAGGGAUUAAAUGAUAAAGUUUCUGCCUUAAUCUGGAAUUGUGUUACACCAUAAUAUGAUAAAACAUCGGAAAGAAAACACAAUUAUUUAAAAGUAAUAAACAUUAUUUUUAGAUUCACACUCGCCGUAGUAGACAACAGUGGGUUUAAAUUUAUACUUUUAGUUAAUCUGUUCAUUUUAAUCUCAAAUUAAUGUAAUAUAUAAUCAUUUACAGUAUACUGUAGUUUUGUGGGGCUUGGGUGUGUCCAAAAUAAUACUAUCAAAAUGUGAACCCUCGGGUUUACUGUGUCUUUUACUAAAUCCAGAAAUGUUAUAGCAAAAAAUGUCAGAAUAUUUUUUAGAUAUAAAACACUAAAAAAUAUAGAUAAAGCUGAACCUGAGGAGUAUUAGAAGUCUGUUACCUUGAAAUUCUUUAAAUAUGUAGUAAAGUAGUGUUUUUGUGGGCUAAUAUUUUAACAAGUAUCUCGUAUAUUAUCAUGUUUGUAUAUUUUUUCCUCUUUUUUAUACUAGCUGCAUCUUUGCACUAGCUUGUCUACUAAUAGUUGAUAUUGUUUGUCAGUUUGCUGGAAGGAAUUUUGAAUUGAUGUGGCCUUAAUGCAGUGCAAUUGCAAAAGUUUUUGUAACAUUUGUAGGAGCAUUUUAGAGGUAUCUAGAUCAUGGAUGUGUUAAUGAAGCACAUUCACAAUAUUUUUGAAUAAUAAGAUAUAAAAAAAUUAAGAGGAUGAGAGAAUGCUUUAAAAAUGCUUCUAAUGUUUGCCAGUAUGAAUUUGAUUGGAUGCUUUUGUUUUUUGUAUACGUUCUGUCCUUUGUAAAUAAAGAAAAGUAAGCAGAA